AUGGCACAAGAACAGCACUACAUUCUUCCACCGGACAUGCUCCAGUCCCAAAUUUCCAUGGUCGACUUGUUAACCGCCAUGUUCCCGUCUCCGGGAGAGGUUGAAAUUCCCGAAUCAACAUCUCAAUGUGUGGAGAAACUGCGGCAAUGGUGCGAAGAUCCCACGUUACCACUGCCCACAGGGAUUUCUGCCAGCAUAUACCUGACAGUCUGUUUACCAAUUGCAGAUGGAGAGAAGUCCGUCCAAGUAAAUCUGUCUAUCCCUCUCCAAGCAAAGGAUACGGAUGAUCUGGACCAACCGCCACCAGCAAAUUACUCAGUGCGUCAGCCGGAUUGGAUAUCCAAGGCCGAACUAGCACAAUUGACGGCAAAGAUGCCGCAAGAUGAUGCGCUUGAAACAUUCGAGUACGUGCAAGAGAAGCUCAACCGUUUCUUACAGAUGCAGAAACAACAAGAAGCGCGGGCCGUGUCAGAAAGCAAUGCUGGCUCUGGCCGGGGAGGGCCGAUAGUACGGGUCUGGUUCUAUUUCCCGUCUCUAUCAACGAAAAAGAAGAGAGAUGACAUGGUCAAUAAUGCGCCGGCAUAUUCUCUCACUGGAUUCGUCCUGGCAGGGAAACCGGGUGUGCUAUGUCUAGAGGGAGAAUCAACCGAUAUUGAUUCUUACAUGAGCUUCAUCAAGACACAUUCCUGGGGAGAUAUACCCAGCCACCAAAAGAAGGUUAGCGAGAGAUUCCGUGAGAAGGAUGACGUGGAGAGAGUGUUUGAUGGUAUGGAGGAGAUCACAGACUCGCUGGGUGAGCGCGGUGGCCAGAGGGCCAAUCGUGGGGAUAUGCAGGCUUUGGAGGCGUGGUUGGGUGCACGAGGGUUACAAGAGGCAUUUGAGAAAGUCAUAUUUUGA
Molecule: messenger RNA, 897 nt
Organism: Aspergillus affinis
Lineage: Eukaryota; Fungi; Ascomycota; Eurotiomycetes; Eurotiales; Aspergillaceae
Product: DUF1115 domain protein
Exons: 1
Coding region: 1-897 (298 amino acids)
Source: RefSeq, a predicted model, not a curated record